This is a messenger RNA of Anguilla rostrata (American eel), 3312 nucleotides long. Its product is annotated as WW domain-containing adapter protein with coiled-coil-like. The coding region runs from base 237 to 1928 and encodes 563 amino acids. Lineage: Eukaryota; Metazoa; Chordata; Actinopteri; Anguilliformes; Anguillidae. Gene Ontology annotation, cellular component: nucleus. Gene Ontology annotation, molecular function: RNA polymerase II complex binding; chromatin binding. The record is from RefSeq and is a predicted model, not a curated record. Gene Ontology annotation, biological process: positive regulation of TORC1 signaling; regulation of autophagy. The transcript has 13 exons.
CGGGGCUUGGUUGACGGGUUGCGCUUUGCUCUUGUGUAGAUAUCUUGCUAGCUCAGUUUAGUGUGUGCGACUCAGAGAUGGACCGAGGGCGCUCUUCCGACUAGCGAAGCUUCGGCGACUCAUACACCCAGAAGUAUUGAAAUAAUAGCUCAGAUCGAUUCGCUAAAGACAUAAAAAGAAAAGCAAAUAAACAGUCUAUCUUUCACCUCCACUCAACACACCCUAACACGGCAUUGAUGGUAAUGCAUGCAGGGAAACAACCGCGACUCAGUGAUGGGUGCAACGACCGAAGGGAUUCUCAACCCUAUCAGACCCUUAAGUACCCAUCAAAGAGUCAUCCGGGCAGCGAUCACCGCCAUGAGAAGAUGCGCGACAGCUCCGACCCCAGCCCACCUUGCAAAAUGCUUCGGCGCUCUGACAGCCCCGAAAAUAAACACAGCGACAGUACAGGACACGGCAAGGCGAAGGCAGUGUACACGCAUCGGCUCCGGGAGAGAGAUGGAGGGACCAGUUAUUCUCCACAAGAAAACUCCAACAACCACAGUGCUCUUCACAGCUCAAAUUCCCAUUCUAAUCCGAGUAGAACUUCAGAGACGCCCUACGAGCCCGCGGACGACUGGUCAGAGCACAUCAGCUCCUCGGGGAAGAAGUACUACUACAACUGCCGGACGGAGGUGUCGCAGUGGGAGAAACCCAAAGAGCUGCUGGAGAGAGAGCAGAGGCAGAAGGAGUCGACCAAGGUGGCGGUGGUCAACAGCUUCCCCAAAGACCGCGACUACCGGCGAGAGGCCAUGCAGUCCACCGUCACCACCACCGGCUUCAGUGGCUCCAAAUGCACUCCGGCAGACAAGCCAACAGCCCAUUCCUGCACCUCCCAGCCGUUGUCGUCCUCAUCAUCGUCGUCGUCUUCGUCGUCCGCGGCGACGGGGCUGAACCCCUGCGGGACGCCGAGCUCGGCCGCCCCCACCGUGCCCGUGUCCCCCGUGCUCCAGUCGCCGGCCCCGCCCCUCCUGCAGGACCCCACCCUCCUGAGACAGCUCCUCCCGGCGCUGCAGGCCACCCUGCAGCUGAACAACGCCAGCGUGGACAUGUCCAAGAUCAACGAGCUUCUCACGGCUGCGGUCACACAAGCUUCACUGCAGUCUAUGCUUCAUAAGAUCCUCACUGCCGGCCCGUCUGCUUUCAACAUCACUGCCCUGCUUUCCCAAGCUGCUCAGCUGUCUGCUCCAGCCCAGCAGUCCAGUCAGUCCCCGAUGUCAUUAACGUCAGAUGCCUCGUCGCCCAGAUCCUACGUGUCCCCCAGAAUAAGCACGCCGCAGACCAACGCCGCCGCGUCCCAGAAGUCCCUGGUCAACACGCCGCCCGUGUCCUCGCAGCCCAAGGGUAGCACACCGGCAGGGAAAGCAGGACCACACCCACAGUCUGUAUCCCAGCAACCGGUGGCUGCAGAGAGAGCGCACGAGCACGACUCUCCCCGGCUGCAGAGGCAAAGCAGCAGCCAGGGGAGCCCCUCGCCCGGCCCCAACCACAGCGCCGGCAGCAGCGGGAACAGCACCUCCGCGUCUGGCUCGGCCACGCCCGGCGCCUCCUCCCGGCCGGCGUGCGCGUACACGCCCGGGGGGGCCCCCGCCCGGCCGUCCUGCACCCUCACGCCCACGCUCGCCUCCCACUUCAACGAGAACCUCAUCAAGCACGUGCAGGGCUGGCCCGCCGAGCACAUGGAGAAGCAGGCCUCCAGGUUACGCGAGGACGCCCACAACAUGGGGAGCCUCUACAUGUCUGAGAUCUGCACCGAGCUGAAGAACCUGCGGUCCUUAGUGCGCGUGUGUGAGAUCCAGGCCACGCUGCGGGAGCAGAGGAUACUGUUUCUGAGACAGCAGAUUAAAGAGCUGGACCGGCUGAAGAACCAGAACUCCUUCAUGGUGUGAGGGGGGGGCGAGGCCGGGGGAGGCUGACUGCACACGGUCGGAACGUGCGGACCGCCGUUCCGUGCCCAGUCUUAACACUUUCGAGCCGCCGUCGGAGCAGGCUUUGGACCGUUGGGCCGGGGCGGACCAGGGCGAGGGCGGAGGGCGAGGGCAGAGGUGGUGACCGAGCCUUGCGUGAAUUUCGGUGGGGAGAGAAAAAGAAAGGAAGAAAGGAAGGAGGAGGCCCUCUGAGUGUAGAUUUCCUGUAGAUGUAUCCAUGUUGUAAAUACCUUUUUGUAGAGCGUCGGAGCCUGUGAGAGCCGCGCCUAUCCGAGAGCUCCGACACCCAAACUAAUCAGCGCCCGUACCGGUCGAGUACGUUAGCCCCCGUCCACUUUAACUCACCCAGACCUUAGCUUACGCCAGCGGACUGGUGUGUGUGUGUGUGUGUGUGUGUGUGUGUGUGUGUGUGUGUGCGUGUGUGUGUGCGUGCGUGCGUUUCUGUUUGUGUGUGUGUGUGCCUGUGCACGUGUGUGUUUGUGCGCACGCGUGCACACGUGCGUGUGUUUCUGUUUGUGUGUGUGUGUGCGCACGCGUGUGUGUGUGUGUGUGUGCACGACUGCGUGUGUGUGUACGCUCGUGUGCUUGCGUUGGAGCAGCAGGGACAUGGGCUGAGGUUUCAGGAACAGCCCGUGAUCCUUACCCAGCAGUGGGCUAAUUGAGAGGGCUUGGGGGGACCCCCCUUGUGUCCCCCCCCCUCUCCCUGCCUUUCCAACAGUCCCGGGAGUCUGUCUCGGCGAUGCUGUGUUUCCAUAGAGAUGUCUCCAGUGCCUGGGUGGCCCCUGAUUGGCCCCCACAGCAGCGUUGGACAGAACGCUUCUCCACCCCCAGCACACACAGCCCCCCAUCCUUUAACCCUGUUAAACUGCCUGUUUGUUUAUCGUCUUUCUGGCAAAAACUUAAUUCCUUCCCUACCAACACAAACACCAUUUCACAGCUCAACUUUAAAACAAUAAAGAAUUUAAAUGAAAAUCAAACCUGCUUUACUUGGUGGUUUUCAGAACACACUGGGCCCAGCCGAGGACUUCAUUCCUGUGUACAGUUGAUCAAUAAGGUUCAAAAAGAAAAAAAUACUAAACUAUCUUUUUUAAAGAAAAAUUGCAGUGAAUACUAGUAUAUCAGAACUCUGUUGUAUUACAUGAAUUAUUGCUACACGGUUUUUUUCCCCUUUCACACCAUGUAACGAACAGAAAGGCAAAAAAAAAUUAAAAAAAAAAAAAAAAAAAUUAAUGACGGCGCGACCGGAAACGACGGCGACGGAGCCCAGUCCUCCACCAACCGGACCUGGGGGUCACACAAGGUCUAAUGUGAACUGUGUAUAUUGUAAUAAAGAUGCUGAACUAAA